AAGUUACAGACGCUCACUGGAUCAAAUCUUUCGAGGGGGCAGUCAAUCCCGAGCAUUCAAUUCACGAUCAGGAUACCGGUACUCUAGACUCUAGAGAAGCACAGCGCUGUCUUUGCUAUCAUUGCAAUCAGUCCGAGGAGACCAUGGAGAUGGAGAAUCACCAGCAUAGCGAGAACGAUAAUGUUGACUGCGAUCCUUUGACGAAUAACGAGCCUCAAGCCCAUGACAUCCUGGAGGAAUACUUCACUGAAAGUCCAUGUUUUGACACCAUUCGCAACAUUGAUACCAAAGUGGAAUACAGUCAUUCUCUAGUGGCAAAGUCGGCAUCAGAUGCCAUUGCUGCCCUUCUACUGCUGGAAGAAUUCCCUGCUUUGGCAGCAAAGCAUUUCACUGGUCGUGAUUUUUUUGAUUUUCGUCCCCAUCGGAUUGGGUGUAGGACACCGUUAUACCCACUUGCGUUUUUUGUCAUUAACAAUUUUUACAGCAAGAUACUCAACAGAGUCCUCAGACUAUAUCCAGAAGCAAUCAAUCAGUCCUUCGAAGAGUGGUCAAGUCUACUGGAAUAUGCUUGUUCAGACUUCCCAAAUAUCAACCAUCAAACACUCAACUGGUUGGCAUCCCACGUCAACCAAAACUUUAAUACUGCAAGGCCAUUCCUCAGCUUUUUCACCCACAACCGCUUGGAAAAUCUGAGCCUAAACGGCCCUUCACAUGAUGAAGAAAUUCUACAGAUCCUGCUUUCCAAAAGUCCAAAUUUCACGGCCGAUGACAAUGAUGCAGUCCAAGAGUUGUUGAAAAUUGUUAUUGCAGCUGACCUUGACAAUGAGAUUGUCCUGCAAUUGCUGGAACAAAUUCCAAUGGGCUCCCGUGUCUUGGAUCUCGAGCAGGAUCUUUUGUGCAGUGUGUUUCAACGUGAAGAUGAGACCAUUGAGUGGCUAACCGGUUCCAGGAUUGACCUAAUCUUCUCGCAGAUGUUGCCGAAGCUUUCAGAGCUUCGACUUGACCUGAAUUGUUUUGAAGAUUUCAUGUGGCUGGACAAGUCUGGGAUGAAGACUGAACCUGAAUGGACACGUGCAAUCAAACUGCUACUUGCAAACUCUUCAAGCCUACAAAAGCUUUCUUUGUCGAUUCCAACAGACAUCGCUUGGACAAACCCAUUUGCCACCACUAUGAUGAAGUACUUGAUUCAGCAGCACAUUUCAUCGACGGAGCUUCAUCUGCGUCUCUACAAUCAAUGUAAUGGGGGUUGUUGGUGGAUGUUUGAAGAUGAAGAUGAAGGUGUCGGACAGUUCUACCUCUAUGGCAACGAACACAGCUAUGGCAAGGUCAAUGGUGAGAUUGAAGAAAAGCUCCGAAGCAAUACAGUCCAGAGCACAGACGAAUUUACCAACAACCGGUUCCUGGAAUUUUUACUGAAUGUUGUCCAAACAACCCCCAACAGUACCUCAAGGGGCAAGGGCAAGUCCACGAUUGAAGAAAUUAAGCUACAGCAUUUGGAAAACGUGCACGCUGAGUACCUUGCAAAACUCUGUGUUCACACCAAAUCAUUGCAACUUGAUUACACAUCUGUGAUAUCCCAGACGGCCUAUUCUCCCUCGCUUUGCAAGCUAUGGAAGCGGCCCUACCCCAACAUAUUUUCAUGUUGUGGCUCUCAAGCUAUGCGAGCGAUGUCAUCACUGCCCUGCCACCAAAAUAUUUGGACAACAAACGCGACGUUUGCACAUAGAUUUGAUUGUGGAGCAAGCUUGGUGAAGCUUUGCCUCAAGGGAAUAAUGCCUGACUUCGCUCCUGAAAAAAAGGAGAGUUGGUUGGAUGCGACAUCCGCUCUGGUUACGACCCUUGGUAUUGACACACUUGAGGUUCUCCAGUUCUCUGGCAUUGAGCAUCAACGACUAGAACUUGCUCUCUUUGGCGCAGCAGUCAAGAAGAACCGCAAUCUGCAUCGGCUAGAGUUGGAUGGAUUGAAUUAUGUUUGCACUGACCAACGUUCUGUCUUGGAGUGGUUUCUGGAGAUGCUAGAGGGGAGCGUGAACAGGGUACUGUCAUUCCUCUUGAUUGGGAGUCCAAGCAGGUAUCACUUCAUCAACUUCGAUGCAGACGGCCUUGCCAGCAGUCUCCUGUCCCAUGGGGCCUGGGCAGUAUGUGGUCGCUAUGCAUCUUUUUUGAAACCAGUAGCUGUAAAGAUUCAGCACCUGUUAUGGUUGGCACACUUUGGACGACAGAGAAUGACAAACGAAAACACCACAGUAAAUGACCUUGUUGAGAUCCUUUUGAAAGUGAUGUCUGUUUCAUCUAGGCAGCUUGCUUUUGCUGUCAACCCAGGGCACCCAAAAACUACCUUACAACCGGAAAAGGAUAAGACAGGAGUGCUGUAUGGUCUUCUGCGUGAGAAACCCUCUCUGUGGUGCUGCUCUACUUCAAAACAUUCACAUGGUCAAGCUUCAUCCUUGAGAGGAGGGAAAAAGCGGAAGUUUGCAGCUCCUGAAGGACCAGCAUGCACAUAAAGAAGCGUAGAAGAUAAUUACUGGGUGAUCAGCACCAUGCACUACUAGCAGCACAUUGCGCUGGUCCAAACCUAUACUAGUAUCUGGCAGCGUCCCAGUGGUCAACUAGCAGCCGCUAUGCCGAAAAAUAUGCUCAUGAAAAUGGUUGUCCAUGGUACAAACUCACACUCCAAAAUAUGCCAAC
Messenger RNA from Seminavis robusta, 2688 nucleotides. NCBI's taxonomy places the organism in Eukaryota, Bacillariophyta, Bacillariophyceae, Naviculales, Naviculaceae. The record is from the annotation of a GenBank genome assembly.